Molecule: messenger RNA, 2037 nt
Organism: Rattus rattus (black rat)
Lineage: Eukaryota; Metazoa; Chordata; Mammalia; Rodentia; Muridae
Gene: Runx2
Product: RUNX family transcription factor 2
Exons: 7
Coding region: 9-1547 (512 amino acids)
Biological process (GO): regulation of cell differentiation; regulation of transcription by RNA polymerase II; neuron differentiation
Cellular component (GO): nucleus
Molecular function (GO): DNA-binding transcription factor activity, RNA polymerase II-specific; RNA polymerase II cis-regulatory region sequence-specific DNA binding; ATP binding
Source: RefSeq, a predicted model, not a curated record
CUGUUGUGAUGCGUAUUCCCGUAGAUCCGAGCACCAGCCGGCGCUUCAGCCCCCCCUCCAGCAGCCUGCAGCCCGGCAAGAUGAGCGACGUGAGCCCGGUAGUGGCUGCUCAGCAGCAGCAACAACAGCAGCAGCAACAGCAGCAACAGCAGCAGCAGCAGCAGCAACAGCAACAGCAGCAGCAGCAGCAGCAGGAGGCGGCCGCAGCAGCAGCAGCGGCAGCGGCGGCGGCAGCAGCGGCGGCAGCCGUGCCCCGGUUGAGGCCGCCGCACGACAACCGCACCAUGGUGGAGAUCAUCGCGGACCACCCGGCCGAACUGGUCCGCACCGACAGCCCCAACUUCCUGUGCUCCGUGCUGCCCUCGCACUGGCGGUGCAACAAGACCCUGCCCGUGGCCUUCAAGGUUGUAGCCCUCGGAGAGGUACCCGAUGGGACCGUGGUUACCGUCAUGGCCGGGAAUGAUGAGAACUACUCUGCCGAGCUACGCAAUGCCUCUGCUGUUAUGAAAAACCAAGUGGCCAGGUUCAACGAUCUGAGAUUUGUAGGCCGGAGCGGACGAGGCAAGAGUUUCACUUUGACCAUAACGGUCUUCACAAAUCCUCCCCAAGUGGCCACUUACCACAGAGCUAUUAAAGUGACAGUGGACGGUCCCCGGGAACCAAGAAGGCACAGACAGAAGCUUGAUGACUCUAAACCUAGUUUGUUCUCUGACCGCCUCAGUGAUUUAGGGCGCAUUCCUCAUCCCAGUAUGAGAGUAGGUGUCCCGCCUCAGAACCCACGGCCCUCCCUGAACUCAGCACCAAGUCCUUUUAAUCCACAAGGACAGAGUCAGAUUACAGAUCCCAGGCAAACACAAUCCUCCCCGCCGUGGUCCUAUGACCAGUCGUACCCCUCUUAUCUGAGCCAGAUGACAUCCCCAUCCAUCCAUUCCACCACGCCGCUGUCUUCCACACGGGGCACUGGGCUGCCAGCCAUCACCGACGUACCCAGGCGUAUUUCAGAUGAUGACACUGCCACCUCUGACUUCUGCCUCUGGCCUUCCUCUCUCAGUAAGAAGAGCCAGGCAGGUGCUUCAGAACUGGGCCCUUUUUCAGACCCCAGGCAGUUCCCAGGCAUUUCAUCCCUCACUGAGAGCCGCUUCUCCAACCCACGAAUGCACUAUCCAGCCACCUUCACUUACACCCCGCCAGUCACGUCAGGCAUGUCCCUGGGCAUGUCCGCCACCACUCACUACCACACGUACCUGCCACCACCCUACCCCGGCUCUUCCCAAAGCCAGAGCGGACCCUUCCAGACCAGCAGCACUCCAUAUCUCUACUAUGGUACUUCGUCAGCGUCCUAUCAGUUCCCAAUGGUCCCCGGGGGAGACCGGUCUCCUUCCAGGAUGGUCCCGCCGUGCACGACCACCUCGAAUGGCAGCACGCUAUUAAAUCCAAAUUUGCCUAACCAGAAUGAUGGUGUUGACGCUGAUGGAAGCCACAGCAGCUCCCCAACCGUUUUGAAUUCUAGCGGCAGAAUGGAUGAGUCUGUCUGGCGACCCUAUUGAAGUCUGUCAACCGUGCAUGGCCCAGUGGCAUGCAGGGGCCACGUCCCACAUGUGUUAAUAUAUACAUAUAUAAAGAGAGUGCCUAUAUAUGUAUAUUGAUUAGCUAUCUAGAAGAUUUCUCAUUCACUCCCCAGUCGUGAUCUGGCAACCCUAAGAGUGUGGGGACAGUCAUUACUGGGUUUCAUAUUGUUUACUAUUUAAGAUGUCCCCUCUACCAAGGAGCAGACCGUCAAAGGUGUUGUAUGGUCUGGUUUCGUAAGUGACCUGUUCCCACGACAAUUCAGAGAGGUGGACUCUGGGUCUGGGAGGAAGAACGGCCACUUCCUUCCUGUGCUUUAAAACCAAAUCAAGGCCUCUGCUGUGUGGAGGCCGGUGCACUCUGCAGACCAGCUUACAAAGCUGUGGUGCACUCGGAAAGGGACGAGCAGCGUGGCUGCUUCCCCUGCCGUCCACUCUGAAUACCUGUUCCAAAGCUUCCCUUCAGACUUGA